GAUUGGCCGAUCAGCAAUUAUUAAUCAAAUAGUCAGUCGUCACCGACGUCACUCCACUCUAGCCAGAGUGAGUGGUGAGCUGGUGAGUGAGGUGAGUCAGUCAGUUGGUGCUGGGAUGUUUAGACGUGAACGACGUGAAGAACUGAGAUCAUUAUAACCUUACGAUGGAGGAUUUCACUCCAAGAGCUUAUCAAAUAGACCUUUACGAGAAAGCUGUCGCCCAAAAUACUAUUAUUUACCUGCCGACGGGAUCGGGAAAAACUUACAUAGCAGUAAUGCUCAUAAAGAAAUACAGCGAUAGAGUGCAGUUGCCGUAUAGUAAAGGCGGUAAACGCAUCAUUUUUGCGGUAAAUACGGUCCCUUUGGUAUCUCAGCAAAGCGAGUAUAUUGCCAGACACACAGGCCUCGCAUGUAAAGGAUUUUCAGGGGAUAUGGGUGUUGACUAUUGGUCCAAAGAGGACUGGCUCAAAGAGAUUGAAGACAAUCAGGUUCUUGUACUGGUGGCAGAAAUAUGUUUGUCCUUAAUACAACAUGGAAUUAUGCGAUUGAGCGACAUCUCUCUGCUUAUUUUCGACGAGUGCCACAAAGCUGUUGGUAAUCAUCCCAUGAGAAAUAUUAUGAAAAGAUUUGAGUCGUUUGACAGCAGCGAACAUCCUAGGAUAUUGGGCUUGACUGCGACACUUUUGAAUGCUAAUGUCAAAGUUGAAAAAGUAGAAGCAACAAUUCGGGAUCUUGAAAUCACUCUUCAUUCUCGGGUUGCUACUGCAAAUUCAUAUAACACGUUCCGAGAAUACGGAAACCUGGACGAAAAAUUUGUUCGGUACAAUCCUCCCACAACUUAUGGUAUCGAAGUCGAGCUUGGAUUACUUUUUGAUUACGCAAUUGGCAUACUGGAUACGAUCAAGUUGAAAGGUUCUUUCGACUGCGAGUUGUCAAGCAAGGAGUUAUCGCCAAAGCCAAAAAAUUUGAGACUGAAAAAUUUGAUUGAAGACGCACGGGAGCACAUUAACACAAUGGGAUUGUAUGGGGGCAGCAAAUGUCUUCUUUUGCACAUGAUACAGCUAGAAAGUAUGAAAAAAACAACUGACGAUCUUCAAACGAUGACAAUACUCGAAUUUUUGAUCACGCAAUUGACGAAAAUGCGAAAAAUCAUCGAACACAAAAUGGACGGAUAUUCAGAGCUUAACAAGAUAUUCAAAUUUUCUUCAGACCAAGUGUUAAAAACAGUGGAAUCUUUGAAGCACUUUAACAGCACGAAAGAUGACGAGCAAAAAUUUUGUUGCAUCGUAUUUGUUCAACGGAGGGUUAGCGCACGUGUUUUAUACAACAUAUUGAAGAACCUACAAAAACUAAACGAGCAGUACAGUUUUUUGGUUCCGGACUACAUACUCGGAUACACGAACAAUCCGUACAAAAAUCCACGGGAAGCCCUGUGUUUAUCCAAGUGGAAUAAGGAAGCUUUGCUGAGAUUCCGAAGUGGGCAUUCUAAUUGUCUAGUAGCAACAGACGUCGUUGAUGAGGGCGUGGACGUGCCAACGUGCACGCUCAUCGUCCGGUACGAUCUUCCGUUAGAUUUUCGAAGUUACGUUCAGAGCAAAGGACGAGCACGACACAAAUCGAGUCGCUACAUCAUGCUAAUUUCGAGCGAGGACAAAAGUUUCCCAUCGAAACAUAAAAAUUUUCAGAGGGUCGAGAAUCUCAUGAAAAUGGCUCUUAUCGGACAUACCGACGAUCGUGAGGAAGUCUCCGCCGAAGAAAUCGAAGAAAAGUUGUACAAAACUGAAACACCGCCGUACGUCGUCGUUGACGAGGACGGCAAUAAGGCAACUGUUACCGACUUGUCCUCGAUUGGUUUGAUCAACCUCUAUUGUGCCAAUUUGAUAAAAUCCAAAUUUAUCAGUCUCACACCAACUUGGAUAUUGCAUAAAAAUCGCAGCGAAAUAACUCCAGAGUUACGUUACAAGGUGUCUCUGACUCUACCUUCAGUAUCGCCGCUCAAUCACACUAUCGAGGGUGACGUGAGGGACAGUAUAGCAGAGGCAAAACGAUCGGCUGCCUUGAAAGCAUGCGUGGAACUCCAUAAAAUUGGCGAAUUAACCAAUCAUUUGCUACCCGUGGAACCUAGUGCUGUUCUCGGUUGUAAUGAACAUUUGUUUCCACAUUGGGAAGAAGAAAAAUUUGAUCCACACGUUGGAAUACCUGGAACAGCAAGCAAAAAACGCAUUCACCCGAUAAAACAUCCCGAGUCUCUGAAUGCAGCUUUUCCGGUAUCCAAACGACCGCUUUAUCUUCAUUUGAUUCAAGCGAAACCAAGUUAUCCAAAGCCUUACGAGAAUCGGCAAUGGGUCUUUUACGAAAUGUUGUGCGAUGACGCUGGUUUUGGGUUGGUCACGACUAAACCUAUACCACAGAUUCCAGGAUUUCCGAUAUUCAUGAACGUCGGUGAAUUGAAAGUAAAUUUGAAAGUAAAUCACUCAGUUUUCGAAAUGUCAGAAGAAAACAUCGCCGAAUUGGUACAGUUUCACUGGCUAAUUUUUCACAAAGUCCUCAACAUCAUUAAAAGUUUCAUGGUAUUUGACACGGAGAAUAAAAGCAACAGCUUCUUAGUCGUUCCGACCGAUGCGAAUGGAAAUUUGUGCUGGUCGACAAUUCAAAAGUAUAAAAUGAUCGAGGAGACUCCACCUUCCGAACCAUUGAACGUUUUCGAAUACGAUCAAGCUCUCAUAAAGCCCAGCUAUAGAUCGUCGUCAAGCGUCUACGUUGUUACGCAAGUCUGUGACGAUCUCAUGGCUGAAUCGCCAUUUCCGAAUGGCGAUUAUCACAGUUAUAUGCACUAUUACAAGGAUCGACACGGUCUGACUAUUCGUAAUCCCAAACAACCGAUGCUCGAGGUCAAGGCCAUUUCUAAAAAAAUUGAUUGCAUAAGACCGAGAGGCAUUAAAGCUGGAUUGAGCAAAAGAAAAUGUGCGGACAUACUAGAAGAUUUCGAGGAGCAUUUCGUCGCUGAAUUGUGUAACAGAACCAACUUUUCGGCUCUCUACUGGCUCAAAGCGAGUUAUUUACCAUCGGUGUUGCACAGAGUUUGUCAAUUGCUCGUAGCCGAGGAUCUUCGUGCACAAAUCGUGAGAGAAGCGCGUCUUGGUGUUAUGAAACUCGAAGGAGGUUCUCUUUGGCCUCCGGUCGUAAUUAAAUCCACCGACAUCGAUGAACACCCGGAACUUUUGCUCGAAGUAUCGACCGCCGAUGAAUCAUUCGUCGAGCUUUCUGCAUCACCAAUCGAUAUACCCGGUCCGGAAAUUGACACUCUCGAAUCGAACCUUUAUCCAUGGAAAAAAGAAUCUGAGCCAAUAAACCUGUACGGGGAUAUUGAAAAAAUUCAACUUAUUGACAUUGAAUAUUAUCAUCAAUUUAUGGCAACUCCAUUGGGCACCGACGAAGAUGAAAUUUUGAAAAAGCGAAACCGUUCUCAGCCAUUUGCUACUAGGCCCAAGACGAAAGCGCCCGUAUUGGAAAUACUGAACAAAAAUGAUGAAGUCGGUCCGAGCCCGGCGGUUAUAAUGCAAGCCCUUACAUCAAAAUCGUCUCACGAUGUUUUCGAUCUCGAAAGACUCGAGACUCUCGGUGAUUCUCUGUUGAAAUUUGCCGUGUCCCUCUUUUUGUACGAGACUUAUCCGGAGUACGGCGAAGGUCAGUUAACCGUGAUAAAGGGGAAAAUGGUUGGCAAUCGGAAUCUCUAUUAUUGCGGUACAAACAAACAAAUACCUGGACGAAUGAAAGUAGAGAGAUUUGAACCAAUGUGCAAUUUCAUAUCACCCGCUUUUACCGUCAUGCGACCGCUUCAAAAUCUGUUGCUGAGCUCCGAGACAUCGCCCAACGUUUUAUACGAAAUAAUGAUUCCAUCGAACGAGCAAUUAGCGGGCAUCCCCUCAAAUGCAACUCUCGUCAGAAUGGAAGAAAUCGUGUCGUCUUGGAACGAAGAGAAUGCUCAUACGGGAAUGGAACCCUUUUUGGAUGUACAAAGUGUACCCGACAAAUCUGUAUCGGAUGGUGUUGAGGCUCUCAUCGGUGUUUAUCUUAACACAAUGGGUCUUACGGGAGCUUUUAAAAUCCUCACGUGGUUUAAUAUUCUUCCAUUGGAACUACGGAUCGACGAUAUCCUUCGGAAAGUUUCCAGGAGUCCGAGAAUUGGAACUGGAAAUCCAGACGAUCACAUGCCACAGGCCGACUAUAUCCAGAAACAGAUAGGCUACAAAUUCAAUGAUCGAGCUUAUCUUUUGCAGGCAUUUACACAUCCGUCUUAUACUCCCAAUAACAUUACACCCGGAUACGAGAGAUUGGAAUUUCUCGGAGACGCCGUACUCGAUUUCUUAAUAACGGUUCACAUAUACGAGUCGUGUGAUUAUUUGAGCCCUGGUGCUCUGACAGAUUUGCGAUCAGCUCUCGUCAACAACAUUACCUUUGCAUGUUUGGCCGUAAAAUAUGGUUUUCACACGGCCCUGAUGGCGUACGCGCCAAAACUCCAAGAAAUAAUCGAGAGAUUCGUUAAAUUCCAAGCGGAUCGAGAUUUCAUUGUGGACGAUGAAUUACUUUGGAUACUCCUAGAGGAAGAAGACUGCAAAAUGGCGGAAUUCGUAGAUGUGCCAAAAAUUUUAGGCGACUUGUUCGAAUCGGUGAUCGGGGCCAUUUACCUCGACACCGGGAAAAAUUUGCACAAAGUUUGGGAGAUCGUGUACACCAUGAUGCAAAAAGAAAUCACCACUUUCAGCAAGCAAGUGCCGAAACAGCCUAUACGUGUUAUUCACGAAACCCCCGGCGCAAAUCCCAAAUUUACGAAUACAUCGACGGUUGAUGGAACGCAAACAGUAAUGGUGACACUGGAGGUCACGAUCGCCGGAAAAACGAAGACGUUUCAUGGAUUUGGAGCGAACAAGAAACAAGCUAAAUGUGCUGCCGCUAAGCAAGCUCUCAAGUGCAUCAGAAGCAACGUGUGAAAUGUGUCGCUUCUUAUUUUUCCUAUCUUUCUAUGAUUUCACUUCCCAUUUGUAUAUCUCGAAAAAAUUUCUUUUUAUAUACUUAGAGUUUACAAGCUGCGAUACCAUAACAUUCAGUUGUUUCGUUCAUACGUUUGAGAAAUUGAAUAUUCAGAUUUCCUUUUGACACUAAAAAAUUAUAAUUUUUAUAGCUAUUGAGUUGACCGUUCGAUCAAACGUUGAGAGAAGAUAUUUGCGCAAAAAUAACAAUUUUAUAGAGGACAAGAAGAUCGACCCCUUCCGUUUCAAUUUCAUAAACUUUAUUGUUCAUUACAUUGAUGACAUGUGAUUAAACGUAUCCCCAAUUAUUUAGUGAUUACGAUUACAAUGUUACAAUGUAAAUUUGAGACACUUCCAGAAUUAAAUGGUGUUAUAAAUGGUACGAUAUGUAAAUGAAUGUUAUGUGCAAAAAAAUAAAUAUAAUGCACCGAG
This is a messenger RNA of Venturia canescens, 5462 nucleotides long. RefSeq names its product Endoribonuclease Dcr-2 (gene Dcr-2). The coding region runs from base 165 to 4991 and encodes 1608 amino acids. Gene Ontology annotation, molecular function: RNA binding; ATP binding; deoxyribonuclease I activity. Gene Ontology annotation, biological process: siRNA processing; pre-miRNA processing; apoptotic DNA fragmentation. Gene Ontology annotation, cellular component: cytoplasm; RISC complex; nucleus. The transcript is spliced from 25 exons. NCBI's taxonomy places the organism in Eukaryota, Metazoa, Arthropoda, Insecta, Hymenoptera, Ichneumonidae. The record is from RefSeq and is a predicted model, not a curated record.